GUAAACCACCUUGCGUACGGAAAUAUGGCAGCCUCAGCGACUACUGUCCUACCGGUGUAUAUUGUUAAUAUUUUAUCGAAAGAGCAAUAAAUACGUUUAGAAACGAGGGAGAUAGAAACGACGAGCUUGCUAGUUGCACAUGUUGAGAAGGAGCUGCGAAAACGCCCAAGCAACACACUGGUUGGCUCGAGAAGUUUGGAGUAUGCGCCUUGGUUAAAGUGCCUGGGUCGGUGUGCACGGGAGAGGAACUCCGCAAGACAGAAAGAGUGGACACGAAGUUUGAAUUGGAAUUGAAUACUAAGAGUUGGGGGGACACUGGACACUUCGGCAAACCUUUAUUAAUGUUGUCAAUAUUGAGUCAAACGAGACGACGAAGUACACCGUCCGAAGUUAGAACUGGUUAUUAGUAGGUUGACUGUUCCGAUGUUAAUUUCCAGGGUCUCGCGCUGCAUACCACCAUCUAGCCAGUAAGGCUAGCUCCAUCGUUAGCUGGAGCUAGUUCGCUAGCUAGUAUUCCAACAAAAAAAAUGUUGCACAGCCAUUCUUGCGUCUUCAUUGCUACUAAAUAACAUUAUUCCGUUGUCAGAAAUUGUAUUCAAAUACAGAGCGUGUUUAAACCAUUUACAUUUGCUUUCAGGUGAAUGAGUAAUGCCAACGUUAGUUAGCUAGUUAAGUUUCCCAUGAUUUUUCCUCAAACACAUUUUAUCCCGCGGUAGUGUCUUGUCAUGCGUGAUUGUGGCCUGAAAAACACUGCGAGAUGUCCAGAUGACAGCAAAAUGUUAGCUGAAUGUCAAAUAUACAAUCAGUCAUGUCAAAUCAGUGGAUUGUAUGGUGCUGAAAAUCAAUACGUUUGUUGACCAAAUAUGGGACGUAGGCCUACAUUAUAUUAUUACAUGCUGGAUGAAUGUAUGCCAUCAUAAUUAGGCCUUAGAUCUUCAUGAAUGUGUCUUGAUUGGGGCUCCUCCAGUAUCCUAUGUGACUGCCUGUGUCUGUUAAAUAAAACACAAGUGCCAUAAGAGACCAGAUCUCAUCUGACAGUAAGACUUUACCAAAGCAGUCAAUGCAUGAUCAAGAGGGUGGAAUCAGUGAGAAGGACUUGCCGGUCUAUUUGCCGUUGCAUUGACCCCCAUCAAAACCCCCUGGAUUGGUGUCAGCGGUGGGAUGCUGAAGUGAACAUCUGGAGAGGCCAAACUGACUGAGGGAAAUCGCACCACGGAGGUGGUCCCUGCUCUCCAUCCCCUGCCCACCAGGUGCCCCGGACCCAGGCACUGAGAGAGCCCAGUUUGGAGACCCGGCUGCGGCCUGGCACCCUGCCCUUAUGGGGCAGCAGCCGGGGAAGUUUGUUGGGGACCAGAGGAGACCGAGUCUGCCGACGCUGCACUUCAUCAAGGGUGGGAAGAGAGAGUCAUCACGACAUGGGGCCCAUCACUGUAACGUCUUCGCUGUGCAUGAAGCUCUCCAGAGACCAGACUUUGAGCCCCAGGGUCUGACCGAAGCGGCCCGUUGGAACUCCAAAGAGAACCUGUUGGCCGGACCCAGCGAGAAUGACCCCAACCUUUUUGUUGCGCUAUACGACUUUGUGGCCAGUGGGGACAACACUCUCAGCAUAACUAAAGGAGAGAAGCUGCGAGUCCUGGGUUAUAACCAUAAUGGGGAGUGGUGCGAGGCGCAGACCAACCACGGCCAGGGCUGGGUGCCCAGUAACUACAUCACCCCGGUCAACAGCCUGGAGAAGCACAGCUGGUACCAUGGGCCUGUGUCGCGCAACGCUGCUGAGUACCUGCUCAGCUCGGGCAUCAACGGCAGCUUCCUGGUCAGGGAGAGCGAGAGCAGCCCCGGGCAGAGGUCUAUCUCACUGCGCUACGAGGGACGCGUCUACCAUUACAGGAUCAACACGGCCUCCGACGGGAAGCUAUAUGUGUCGUCUGAGAGUCGAUUCAACACCCUGGCAGAGCUGGUUCACCACCACUCCACGGUAGCCGAUGGCCUCAUCACCACGCUGCACUACCCGGCGCCCAAACGCAACAAGCCCACCAUCUACGGCGUGUCGCCCAACUACGACAAGUGGGAGAUGGAGCGCACCGACAUCACCAUGAAGCACAAGCUGGGCGGGGGCCAGUACGGAGAGGUCUACGAGGGGGUCUGGAAGAAGUACAGCCUCACCGUGGCCGUCAAGACCCUCAAGGAGGACACCAUGGAGGUGGAGGAGUUCCUAAAGGAGGCUGCUGUCAUGAAGGAGAUCAAACACCCCAACCUGGUACAGCUACUGGGCGUGUGCACGCGGGAGCCCCCGUUCUACAUCAUCACAGAGUUCAUGACCCAUGGCAACCUGCUGGACUACCUGAGGGAGUGUAACAGGGAGGAGGUGAAUGCUGUGGUGCUGCUCCACAUGGCCACGCAGAUCUCCUCCGCCAUGGAGUACCUGGAGAGGAAGAACUUCAUCCACAGGGACCUGGCAGCCCGUAACUGUCUGGUGGGGGAGAACCACCUGGUGAAGGUGGCAGACUUCGGGCUGAGCAGGCUGAUGACGGGGGACACGUACACGGCCCACGCUGGGGCCAAGUUCCCCAUCAAGUGGACCGCCCCGGAGAGCCUGGCCUACAACAAGUUCUCCAUCAAAUCUGACGUCUGGGCGUUCGGAGUGUUGCUGUGGGAGAUCGCCACCUAUGGGAUGUCUCCGUACCCUGGCAUAGACCUCUCCCAGGUGUAUGAGCUCCUAGAGAAGGACUACCGCAUGGACCGGCCGGAGGGCUGCCCAGAGAAGGUCUACCAGCUCAUGAGGGCCUGCUGGAAGUGGAACCCUACCGAGCGGCCCUCCUUUGCUGAGACCCACCAGGCCUUUGAGACCAUGUUUCAGGAGUCCAGCAUCUCUGAUGAGGUGGAGAAGGAGUUGGGUAAGAAAGGGAAGAAGGUGGUGCUGGGCCCCAUGCAGCAGGCUCCACAACUGCCCACCAAGACCAGGACCCUCCGUAGGAACGUGGACCGAGAUGGAGACAGCCCUGACGCCGUGGAGCCGGAGGUGGCCGUGUCCCCCAUGCUCCCAAGGAAAGAGCGUCCGUUCCUGGACAGCAACCUGAACGAGGACGACCGCCUGCUACCCAAAGACAAGGACAAGUCCCGCAACAGCCUCUUCAACCUCAUCAAGAAGAAGAAGAAGACAGCGCCUGCCCCGCCCAAACGCAGCAGCUCUUUCAGGGAGAUGGACGGACACCCGGAGAGACGGGGGCUGGCGCCCGACCACCGAGACAACGACUUUAACAACGGCUCCUUCAGUGAUACACAUACCAACGAUCCCAACAAGGUUCUGGGUGCUAACAACAACGGGGCAGGGGGUAUUACCAAUGGGGCGCCCACCUACCCGGGCCCCCUGUUCCCCCCGCAUCAUGCCAGGAAGAAGUGUACGCCGGUGGUGCCCAGUGUAAGUGGUAAGACUGCCACCACUCCACCCAGCGAGGAGGAUAUAGUAUCUAACUCGAAACGUUUCCUGCGCUCCUCCUCGGCCUCCAGCAUGUCCCCAGGCUCGGAUCGCACUGAGUGGAAGUCGGUCACGCUGCCCCGUGACCUGCACAAAGGCCAUUUUGACUCGGGCACCUUCGGGGGGAAGCCCGCCCUGCCCCGCAAGAGGGCCAACGAGAAGCCAGAGAUCAGCAUCCCUCGCAUGGGCACCCUCACCCCCCCACCCCGCCUGCCCAAGAAGACAGAGGAUCCAUCAGAUGAGGUGUUUAAGGAUGCGGAGUCCAGCCCCCAGACCCUGACGCCCAAGCUUAGUAGGAGGCUUCCAGGGCAGGGGCUAGACAGCUCCAAGACCAGCGCCCUGCAGGCCGAGCUGCUCAAGCCCAACGUGUUUCCCACUCUGGGGGCAGCUGGGGACGAGUGCAGGGCCCGCCGCCACAAACACAACCUGGACUCCUCCGGUCCCAGGGAGAGAGGAAAGUUCCAGAAGCCCAAGCCUGCUCCCCCUCCACCCCCGCCCUCCAGUGCCAAGUCAGGCAAGAUCUCCCGCAGCCCCACUCAGGAGCUCCCCUCUCCCACAGACACCAAAGCCAAGGCCUCAGACUCCCACAACCCAUCCAGCCCCAGUGACCAAGCUCGCUCUCUCCUGGAGGGCCACAAGAAACUCAGCCUCAGCACCUCCUCUAAACCACAGCCGUCAAAGACCUCCUCUUCCUCAGUGUCUGGCUCCACCUCCAGCCCCCUGGGUUUCUCCUCCCCAGGAGACCAGACCUCUCCCACAGCCUUCAUCCCCCUCAUGAACACCCGACGCUCCCUGAGGAAGACGCGUGCGCCCCCAGAGCGCCAGCCCAACUCUGCCAUCACCAGGGAGAUGGUUCUGGAGGGCACAGAGCUGCUGCGCACUGCCAUCGGACGCAACUCUGAGCAGACAGGCAGCCACAGCGCCGUGCUGGAGGCGGGCAAGAACCUGUCCAAGUACUGCGUGAGCUACGUGGAGUCCAUCCAGCAGAUGAGGAACAAGUUUGCCUUCCGCGAGGCCAUCAACAAGCUGGAGAGCAGUCUGCGCGAGCUGCAGAUCUGCCCUGCUGCCACUGGGGGUGCCAGCGGAGCGCAGCAGGACUUCAGCAAGCUGCUCUCGUCUGUCAAAGAGAUCAGUGACAUCGUUCAGAGGUAGCGGAGAGGAGGCCACACUGACUGGAAGAAAAAGCAGAACUUUAAUGAACCUAACCUCCCCCCUUCUCUCUCACUGCAUGUAAUGUUCCAUAGUCGUGUCUCCUACACUGUGGUCAUGCUGAACUCACGUUGAGGUGGAGCACAGGGCAUGCUACAGUGCCACUGGACAGUUUGAGCAUGAUGCACACUUUGGAGAAAUAGAUUUUAUGCAGCCUUACAGGAUGUCGGAGGACACUUCAAACACUAAAGACUGUGGUUACCAUGCUCAGAAUCAAAGGAACAUUCAGAUUUUCGAUGAGUUUUUCCUCAUGUGUUUUGUCUGAAAGCCUUAACUAUAAAUGCAAGUUCAAUUUGGCCUUAACCAGAGGCCUGGGCCCAAUUCUGCAUCACGUCACCUUUUCAUUAAUCAUUUUCUAUAUGAUCAUGUCUUUUUUUAUGACACUAUAGACAAAAAGCAUAUCACAUUCUUUCCUUUACUGGCAGAGUUGCGAAUGUGCCACAAACUUAAAGCCUCAUAUGGCUUAGGAUGCCUUCCAGUUCUGUGGAGACAAACAGCCAAAGCGUACACACGUCUUGUUUCCAUCCAGAAAUAAUGGGGAGUGUCUGGAAGUGCACAUUGUCUCUCCACCUCAUUUACCUUUUUCCCCCUCAGCUUGCGACAUCACCCUUCAUGGCAGAUCUCUGUGGUGUGAUAUGACUGUGUCAGUAUUGACUGAAUGGAUGCUAGUAGCAGUAAUGCAGCACUGUGCCAUAGAGGAAAGAAGCAAAGUGAGCUGGAAGACUACCUGGGAACAUUUGUUUCUGUGCACAGGAUCUGAAUAGAGUGCCUUAAAAACACUAUCAAUGUAACUCCCAAAGCCAAACUAAAACAGAGCAAUAUGGCCUUAUAAAUAUUUAUGUGGAUGAGGAAAAUAGUAAUGUUUCUCCUUCAGGCACAUGAUUGUCAUAUUCCAUACUGAACACUACUGGAGAGGGACCAGGGAACUCCAACUUAACUCUGAUGGAUCUGAAUGUUGUUUCCAUCUUGUCCGACCAUUUUAUUACAUUCAACACACACCACUUACAAACCUCACAAAAGCCUUCUGUAGUUGGAUGGACAUCAUGUUUUAAUGUAUGGAGGACGCAUCACUUGCUUUGUCUUACGAGAAAUGACCAGAUAUACAGUGAGAAACUGACCAUUGUUCAUUAUGGGACAGUUAUUUCUUACCAAACCAAUGAAAUGCCACUGUGUAGUCAGGGGGUGACUAAGAUAUUCCUAUGUGUUUUCUACUUUAAAUAAUGUAUUUCUUUUCAGUAUUAGUUUGUGCUGUUCCCCACACCCUUGCCCUGACUGACUGCGAUGCCUGAGGACGACAUCAACCUGCCUUUACUUCACGGUACUGUUCAUGUAUUUUUUUAUUCCCCCCUCCAUAAAAAUCAUGCCACUACUUAGAUUUCUUUUUUUGUGUCCGAGCCACCUCACAAUUUUGUAGACUUAUUUUGCUCUCCUUUGUAAAUACAUAUUUUCUUUCUCCCUGUAACCUUGGUGCAAUUUGUUGCAUUAAAAUGCAAAGCAAUUUUGCUACUUGAAACCCA
Salmo salar (Atlantic salmon) is the source of this 6201-nucleotide messenger RNA. RefSeq names its product tyrosine-protein kinase ABL1. Gene Ontology annotation, biological process: protein phosphorylation. Lineage: Eukaryota; Metazoa; Chordata; Actinopteri; Salmoniformes; Salmonidae. Gene Ontology annotation, molecular function: protein binding; non-membrane spanning protein tyrosine kinase activity; ATP binding. The record is from RefSeq and is a predicted model, not a curated record.